Camelina sativa (false flax) is the source of this 1591-nucleotide messenger RNA. Its product is annotated as inositol-pentakisphosphate 2-kinase-like. The record is from RefSeq and is a predicted model, not a curated record. Gene Ontology annotation, cellular component: nucleus. Gene Ontology annotation, molecular function: ATP binding; inositol-1,3,4,5,6-pentakisphosphate 2-kinase activity. Lineage: Eukaryota; Viridiplantae; Streptophyta; Magnoliopsida; Brassicales; Brassicaceae. Gene Ontology annotation, biological process: inositol phosphate biosynthetic process.
AGGUCCAGGAGUAUGAGAGUUUCUCCGCGCCAUUAAGAAUCGAAAGAGAGAAACACAAACUGAUGACAAAAGGCUUGAAUAUAUAUAAAAUGGAGGAGAUUGUUUUGGAAGCAAAAGAUGCAGUUGAUUGGUCAUAUAGAGGCGAAGGAGCUGUUAAUUUAGUUCUCGCUUACACUGGAUCCUCUCCCACUUACUUGGGAAAGGUGAUGAGGAUAAAGAAAACGCUAAAGAAAGGGAAUGAAAAUGGAGGAGACACAAGUGGAAAUGGUCUUACCAGUCUCGAAAAUAUUAUUUGGGGAGGGAUAAUUAAGGAUCUUGCAUCUUGCCAAAACAAGGAGAUGGUGGAUUAUUUGUUUGCCGAACAUGUCAUGAGACCUUUUUUGGGUCACAAAUAUGUUAAUGUUGGAAUUCGUCGUCUUGUAGCAAUGGAGUUUCUUGAGUCUGUUGAGAAAAUGGUGACAUCUCAGCCUCUUUCUCGGCGAGCUAAUCCAUCCAGUGUGGAUACUAACCGCACUUCGGUGCUUCUCAUGGAUGAUUUAACACGUUUCACCCACGGUCAUGUUGAGGAUGAUACACCAUGCUUAACUGUUGAAAUAAAGCCCAAAUAUGGAUUUCUUCCAUCUUCAAGUUUCAUUGCGGAAGAAAAUCUUAUUAAGAAGAGUGUAACUCGUUUCAAAAUGCAACAAGCUCUCAAGCUUAGGCAAAACGAGAUAUUAAAAGUCAGUGAAUAUGAUCCCUUAGACCUUUUCUCUGGAUCCAAAGAUAGAAUACACGAAGCAAUAAAAGCGCUCUAUGCGACUCCUCAAACCAAUUUCCGUGUGUUCUUGAACGGUUCUUUGGUAUUUGGAGACUUUCGUGGUAGCAAAUGCAUAACAACCUCAAAGGUGGAAUUAGCUUUUAAGCAUAUACUCAAACGGAUCUUGAAAACAGAAGAUGACGACGUAUGUGCAAGUAGUUUCAUAGAGCUUGUUGCUGACACUAUUUACGCAUCUGGAGCUCUAGAUCAGCUUCUACACGUUCAAAAGCUUGACAAAUAUAACAUUGAGGGGGUGAUACACGCGUACUAUGACUUAAUUGACCAGCCAUGUAAAGCGUGCCAAGAGUUGGAAAAUAGCAAAUUGUCUAAUCAAUUUGGUGCCAUGCAUUCAAUGUCACAUGAUGAAAAAGUAAAUAUUUUGAAGAAUUUUCUAAUAUCUUCCACUGCAACGGAUUGUAGUGUAAUGGUAAGUAUUAGAUCAACAGAGACUGGUCUGUCAAGUUCGUCUUCUCACGGUAAUGUUCAUCUUGAAUCAACAAAGCAAGAUUUUGAGUACAAGGUACACUUCAUUGAUCUUGAUAUGAGACCUUUGAAUAGAAUGGAAGCCAAUUACGAAUCAGACAAGAUGAUCAUGAAAUCAUACCAGGAGAUGCUGAAGACGUAAGGAGAUCAACCUUGAUGCUUCUAGAGAACUACAAGCCGAGAAGCAGAUUUCAUAUCUUAUAGAGGAUGCUCCCAAAUUUUUUUUUAUGUUUCACUUAAUGUAAAAUUUUCCUACUGUUUCACUUGUAUCAAGUCAUAAGAAACCCUUUAUAAUUGCUAUAUAUGGUUACA